CGGUCAGGGCAGGAAGCACUUACUUAACGGAUACACCGCGUACGCUGGCUGCUUCCCAUCGAGCGUGCCGUUGCCCGUUUUGCACCCCAAUUGCGCUCAGUUCGAUCUUUCCGCUCAAUCAGCGUCCUACACGGUGGUACCGCGACGGACCGUGCGAAUAAUUUUCUGUGUACGUUAUCGAAACGCGUCGAACGCGAUUGAUUCUCGUGCGAUCGAAGCGUGGAUCGAACCGAUCGCUCGCAGAAUGGAGUAGAAGCGUUUCCCCGUGAACGAGGGGAUGAAGAACGCGUUGAGAAAGGAGUGACGACCUUGACCUCGCUGAUUACCGGAAGAAGCAAUAUGAUUCGGAAUCAACGAUCGUGGAACCAUGUGACGAUCUUUCUCAUCGUGAUCUGCAUAGCGAUCGACACUGUGCAACCAGAGAUCGUCAAGGACCCGGCGCAAUGCAGCCGUACGAAAUGCAAAGUGCCAGCGAGCCGGAAAUUCAAGUACGCGGAGGACGUCUCGUACUGGUACAGAUACUCCGUGGACGUCAGCACGAAUUUAGGUGGUUCGUCGAGUCAACCGCGAAACGAAUCGACCCUUCGCCUCGACGCUGACCUGGUCGUUCGAUUCUCCAGCCCCUGCGAGGGUAGCUUGAAAUUCCGCAACGCGAGCAUCAGCCACGAUCCUCGAAAAUACGACCCCGAGUUCCCGGAUCGCGCCGGCGGUGACUUCAAGUCGAGCCUGGAACGACACGUCCUGAGAUUCUCGUACGACGACGGACGUAUAGACGAGCUAUGCCCCGACAGGCAGGAACCGAUCUGGGCGUUGAACCUGAAGAGGGGAGUACUGUCGAUGCUUCAGAACACCAUGCGCAGAUUCGACGUGGACCAUCGCGCGGACGAGCUGGACGUGAACGGGAUCUGCGAGACGACUUACCGGCUACACGAGGCGAGACGGACGAGCCUGGUGGUGAAGAAGUCGAAGAACCUCUCGGAUUGCUCGUACGGGUCCAAACACUUCUCCAUCAUCCAAUCGAACGUCUACAGGAGUCCCAGGUCCGGUUCUCACGCGACACGUCAUCCUCUUCUUCAGUCGCGGAGCGAUUGCGAGCUGACCAUCGACCACAAUGUCUACCAGGAGGUCGUCUGCAAGGAUCUGCAUCGAUUGCAACCGCUUUCCAGCGGCAACACGGGCGCUAGAACCGAGUCCACAGCUGUCCUUCGCUUGCUCAGAGAGACGAAAGAAGAUUCGGACGAGUACGAGUCGAACAACGACGAUGAUGAGAACGAGGAUGAGGACGAGAGCAAGGAGAAGCAGAAUCGGGGAUGGGAUCGCGCGAAGAGGACCACGCUGAUCUACGAUUAUUCGAAAGUACCCAGAACGGUGCACGGCGAGCUGAGAACGUCCAGGGAUCUUCUGAAGAUGAUGUGCAGGCUGGGGGUGAGCAUGGACGAGCUCCAGCAACAGUUCCCCGAGACGUUCACCGAGUUCGUUCACUCGGCGCGGCUGUUGGACUAUCCGUCGUUGUCGCAAUUGUUCGCCAGGGCCAACAGUAUUUGCAAAACUGGAAAGAAACAUAUUAUGGAUGCUCUGCCGUUUAUGGGCAGCAACGCAGCUGUGAGCGUGAUGAAGGAUUUAAUAAUGAAAAAGUACAUCGAUCAGUCUACGAUCAACAAUUGGGUGACCGCGUUCGCGUUGAUCCCGCGACCGAAUCAAGAGACGAUCAGGUCUCUGUCGCCCCUUCUGGAGUUCCAGCGUCAGAUCCCGGAGGCUCAGUUUGUGUUGAGUUACUCCGCGACGAUUCACGCUUUUUGCGCCAAUCACGAGACUCGGUGCAGCAACGUCGAGCAAGUGACGCGAUUCCUCUCGUACCUGGAGCAAAAGGUCGAGAAGGGCUGCACGCCACGAACGCACUCGCCCUCCGCGAUCAAGGACACCAUGGAAGCUUUGAAGGCGAUAGGGAACAUGGGCUUGGAAACGGAAAGCUUAAUGGCGCGGCUGAAGGAAUGCAUAGACGACGACAGCGGAUUCCUACCGAUGGAAAUUCGCGUUGCUGCUGUCGACGCCCAUCGCAGGAUGCCGUCUUGCAAGACAACGCGAGAUCUCUUCUUCAUGGACUAUUAUAGGAACUUCACCUUGGACGCGGAAAUACGCAUAGCGUCCUAUUUGCAAGUGAUGCGUUGUCCCGAUUACAACGUCAUCAAAACGAUCAAGCACACGCUGAAGACGGAGGAGGUCAAUCAAGUUGGAACUUUCGUUUGGAGCCAUUUGACAAACCUCUACAACUCCGCGUCGCCGACGAUGGUGAAGAUUCAGAGUCUCCUGACGGACAGGGACCUCGACGACAAGUUCAACAGCGACAGAAGAAAGUUCUCGCGAAAUUACGACGGGUCGUUCUUCUCGGAGGAGUACAAUUUCGGCGCGAACUAUCAAGGAAAUCUGAUCUUCUCCCCGAAAUCGUACAUACCUCGUUCAGCAACGUUCAAUGUCACUGUCGACCUCUUUGGCGAGUCUGUGAACAUCUUCGAGUUGACCACGAGGUUCGAGGGCCUCGAAUACUACGCGGAGAAGUUCUUUGGCCCGGAUGGACCGUACAGCAACGAGAAAGUGUCGGGAUUCUUCAACAGUUUCCUCAGGAAGUUCAGAGCAGCACCGGAAGAGAACUACUGGAAACGCGUGAAACGGCUGCCCAACGUUAUCGAAAAUAACUUUGAUAAUCCUACGAUUAGUCUCGGUUACAAAGUAUUUGGGAAUGACCUGAAGUACAUGACACUGAACAACGAUCAAGAAAUCAGGGAAGCCUUGUUAAAUUUGAACCCGUGGGAGAAAUUCAAGCAAAUCGCUUCUGGGAAGGAAAUUCACUACGAGAACGCGAUAAUGUUCCUGGAUUCUACUUUCGUGGUGCCAAUGUCGUCCGGGUUAACAGUGCGUUUGGACAUUGCUGGCUCCGCGGCAUGCAACUUCAAGAUGUCAGGGUUACUAGACACCAAACGGAUUUCCAAUGGGGAGGUUGAAUUCGUCAGCAAUCUAGCGCCCAGCGUGAGCGUAGACGUUGUGGGCAGCAUGACCGUGGAUGCGUUCUACAAGAGCGCUGGAAUCAAAUUGAGAUCAAACGUGUACUCCUCCGGGGCUGUCCAAGUUCAUUUGAGCGUGAAGGGAUUGCGUUCGAUACGUCUGAGCUUGGGUUUACCAAACAAGAAGAUGGAGGUGUUCUCGAUUGGCACGGACGUUCUUCUGACGAAAGGCAACGGGGCGGAACUCGAGGAGGAGCCGCUGGGCAUUCUGAUCGCCGGACAGAAUAAUAAAAAGGCGAUCAUUCCUAGCAACGUUAUUAGCAACACGAGCUGCAGUUGGACGGCUCUGGACAGGCUCGUGGGAUUGAAGAUGUGCGUCAAUUAUCAACUACCGAACGUGACGAAGAAUCCUGACGCGCCGUACUUCCUUCUCAGCGGACCUACGCUCUUCAAGAUCUCGUUGAUCAAGGCAGAUCCUACAGCUAAAAACUACUUGUUGGAGUAUAAAUGGGAGAAAACUGAGAAGCAAAACAUUUUUAAAACCGUGUUCGAUACGCCUGGAUCGCAAGUGAACAGAGAAUUGAGCGCCACCGUGUCCUUCGACGAGAAGACGCACAACGUCACUGUUCUGUUGCGGUCCUCUGGGAAUUCUAUAGUGGCUGAAGGUACCUACAAGAGUACGGAGAACGAGACGUUCAUAGACAUAGGAUUCGACAUAAAUGGCACCAAGCACUUGGACGCCAGCUUGGGCUACUCCACCAAGAAAUUCAGCAAUGGUCUGAUUUUCAGUCCGCAAAUGCAUCUGAUCGUCAACAACGAGCGGAUCGCCGCUUUAUUAGGCACAAUAAGACAAGCUUGGAAAAACGACGUGUCCCAGUGCGAUGUAGACUUGACCUUCCGUACAAAGAAAGUCUGGAGCAACUUGGCGGGCUACAUCGUCCGAAGGAACGUGAGCUUGGCCGCUGACUUCGUGCUGGAGUAUCAGCUGCAGAAGAUGCCCAAGAAGGAGAUGCUCCAGCUGGAAGUGUCGUUGUCGAAUCGUUCGUCGAAGACUCUGACGCAUAAGGCGGCGGAUCUGAAGCUACGUUCCACCGCGUAUCCGCAAUUGAACGCGGUGAUAACCGCCUGGUAUCAGCAGGUGUUCGGUCACUUGGAACUGCACGCGGAGAUCAACUCGAAGCCGCACCUGAUGGACGACCGCCACAAGCUCACCGCCCAGCUGAUCCUCUCGUACUCGAAGAUGUAUUUCCAGAAUCGGGACACGAAAGUGAGCGCGUCGAUCGUCAUAACGAAGCCCAUUCAGAACUUGGAUAUCAAAAUGAGCAUCGAUCACUACGCCAUGGGGCCGGAAUCGAAGACUCGUUUGAUGAUUGGAUACGCUCCAGAAAAAAUAAUCAGCCUGACGGUGAUCCUGGCAAUGCCCCGUGGUCUGAUGUUCGCCAUGGAAGGCCACGCGAACCUAACGAUACCGAAUUUCAACUCCAUGCUGUUGGACGUGCGAAUAACGGAGCGAUCGAGGCGUACCUACGAGCUAGACUUCAGAGGUACUUGGUUCAGCGGGCACAAUAUGACUGCUCGCGGUACCUAUACGGACCGAUCGGUGGCCACCAUCGUCAGCCACAGUUUGAAGCUAAACGUCAAGUCGCCGAGCUUCGACACGGACGUUCUGGUGAAUUGCAAGCUGUACAAGAAUUACAGCAACGUCCGGCUCAGUGUCUACGUGGAACAGCUGGACAGAGACAAAUACGCGUUCAUCCUGAACCACACGGUCGUGUCACCAACGGAUUUCAUCUCGUACGUCGAAGGACGGUACAGAAACAACGUGUACUCGGUGAUGACGAGCGUGGACGCUGAACGGGAAAUUCGCAUGGAGGUGCACCUGGACAAAUGGAGGGACGUUCACCUGGCGCUGACGGGCAUCAACGAAGAGAACAAGAAAGGAUUCGGGGCGGAGGUGAAGUGGGACGUGAACAGGGAUCCCGCGCUAAAGGUAGCGUUGUUCGUUUCGUUCGACAAGCUGGUGGUCCCGGCGAUCGACGAGAAUCACCAGCCCAAGAAGAACCUCACCGUAGUCGUCAGCUUCAUUUACCCCGGUCGUUUCAUCACCGGUUCGUGUCGCGUGGCCUCGCGGGGCCUGUACAACUAUAUCCUGGACGCAUCGAUCGACUGGAACCCGGACAAGACGAUCAAAUUCUUCGUCGCCACGGAAUACGACGUGCAGCCGUGGAACAAGUCGAUGAAGGUGGAGAGCAAGUUUCUCACGCCCUUCGAGCAAUGGAGAAAGACCGCUCUGGUCGCAAAAUAUCUGCAGGAUCGGAACAGGAUCAGGCUGAGUUGCGGCACCCAUUGGAAAGAUUCCCAGCAUCUGCUGGCUGAAUUCGACGGCAGCAUGGUGGACCGCGAGAAGGUCAGAGAAUGGAGAGCUGACUGCGGGGUGACCAGCACUGUGCACUCCAUCGCCUGGACCACCGUAAACGUCACCCACAAGAUCGUCGACUCGCAGACAGCUGACACUCAUUUGCUGAUCAAGUACAAUCCGGACAAGGUGAUCGACGCGUGGAGCAUCUGGUACCUGGACAGAGAGUCCGACAACGUGUUCAAUCUGACCGGUAAUCUGCAUCUCGAGUCCCCGGUCACCAGUUACAAGAAGUCCGACAUGAGGUGUCAGCUGCAAAUCCUGCCCGACUGGAAGUUCCUGGGCGCAGCGAACUUGGACCUGGACAAGAGAACGUACACGGCGAACUUGCUCGGCGAUCUGCGCCGUUUCAAGGAGUCCACCGUGCAGUUCAACGUUACCACGCCGCUGGAGAAAUUCACGUUCGUUCGUGGACGGUUCGGUUUGUCGGAGAGCAACAGACACGUGGUCGCGGAAAUGGUGAUACCUAGCGGACCGAUCGGGUUCGAGGUGAUCUGCCAGUUUCUCACCGCGGAGUACGACUUCAACGUGAAGCUGAUGCUCGCCACUCCGCUGGACGUGCUCCAGAGAUCCCUUCUCGUGGCCAAGCUGAACAACCGGCAGGUCGACUUCAGGAUCGCGUACAACAGCAUGCUGGCUGGCUUCCAGGGCGUCUGGCACUAUCUCAGCAUCACCAACUUCCACUACAGUUACCUGGUGUUCUCGCCCGUGCAAGGCCUCGAGGAGGUCGGGGUGGUCGCGAAGCUGAUCGUCACGGACAUCGAGAGUCAGAAUCGAAACGUGGACACCGAGUUCACCAUUCGACUAGCAGAGGUGAAGAUGGGCGCGAAGGCCAAGGCUGGUCCAAAACCACCGCCUGUCAACAUCCCUAUAAAAACGCCUGACGAAGUCGCGGGCAACUCGACGAAAGAGGAAGAGGAUUACGACCUCCUGGACGAGGAGCCCAGCAUCUUCUACUGGCACGGGGAAAUGGAGAUCUAUCCCAUGAUCGUAGAACCCAUCACAGGGGAGUUGGACAUCGACCACAAUGGACCUCAUUACAAGGUAUACGCCGUCGCUCAAUACUUCCAAGGGAAGAUCGUGCUGGACGACGCGUUCUUCAUCGAGGAUCUGUUCAACAUGAAGAACGAGCUGAACCUGAUCACCCCGUUCAAGCUGUUCAACGAACUCGUUUGCGUGAACGCGUUCGUCGUGGACAUGGAGAACGCCGAUUACACGAUGCAGUUCGCCUUGAACGUCAGGCGACAGAAGACGUGGACGGAAUCGGGGGUGGACGUGAAGUACAUGUACCGCGAGAGCGAGACAGAGGCGCAGACGCACAUCGUAGCGAUAAACGUCAAAACGCCUCUGGAGUUCGUCAAGUUCCUCGACACGAACGUCACGCUGAACAUCGCCGAGAGCUUCUACACGGCUGCAGUGGGCAUUCGGGCCCCGAGCAGCGCCAUCGACGUCCUGGGGGUCCUGGAGACGGAGGACGGGCUCAUGGACACGUCCUUCAAGGUAGACGUCGACACACCCCUGCUGCAGAUACAGAGACUGAUACUCGCGGUCAAGCGUGACUUCACGGGGAAGGAGAAAUACGUCAAGGUCAGCGGAGAGGUCGGCAAACCCGUCGCGAAGCUGUUGUCUGUACAAUCAGACUGGUACGUGGGGGAUGAUAGCGUGAAGGCUGUCGUUACUCUGCACACCUGGAUAGAGUCGCUGAAAAGCGUCGUGGUCGACGUCUCGUACGCGAACGAGAUCGUGACCAACGACACAGCGAACCUGACGAUCGUCGUGAAGCACCUGGCUGAUCGGGUGUACAAACUGUCGGGUAAUUACAGCGCCGGGGCCGUGGUGGCCAAACUCUACACGCCGGCUCUGACGAACGCUCACUUCGAGUUCCACGGCGACGUGAAGAAAAUAAACGAUACUCUGUACAACUUGGACGGCGAGCUGUUGAACGCCGCGAGCAAAGCGACCAGCAAGGUGUUCGCCACGAUCGUCACGACGAACGACUCUUUGAGCAACCUGGAGCUGACGAGCAAGUCGACAACGGGGACGGACGAGGAGGAUUUCGUUUUAACGCUGAAGAAGGAGAAGUAUGGCAUGAACGUGGACCUGGUGGGCCGUUCUAUGAACGGAACCCUAGACGCGAACAUCAUCAAUUCGUUGAACUGGGACUUCUGGGUCCGCACAGAGGUCCUCCAGAAGUCUGGCGAGAGGAAACAAUGCCAGGUGACCGCGUUCAUGAACGUCCAAGUGAACGGUAAUACUAGUCUCUACGUACGCGCGGAGACGCCUCUGAAGGAUGUUAGCAAUCUCACUUUAAACGGAAACAUGCUGCUGACCAACAACAGCGGCGACGUUCGAGUGCACAGCCUGCUGAACGGGGACGUUCGUUUCACGACCUUGCAGUGGAAGUUGGUCUACAUGGUGGACAUGUUUGGAAGAGUCCUCCUGGGAUACGACACGAAAAACCUGGGUAGCAAGAACGUCGACACUCGGUUGUACUUCAAGAACCUUGGACGCCUCUUCAGGAACGUCGACGUGGGCUUCGACGUGGACGUCGAUCGGGAGAAGUGGAAAUUCGCGGCGAACGCCACCGUCGGGUUCCGGAGCCACGAGAAAAUCGACGCUAUAUUUUUCGUCAGGCUGCCGCCUCCCGACAACGACGAUCAUCGGUUUCUGAUCAUGUAUCAUGCAAACGGCGGGGUCAAGGACACUCGUUACGUGAUCGGUUACGACACCGUGCGCGCCAAAACGAACUACGCCUCGGAAGGAUCGAUACACAUGGGCACGCGAGACAUCAACGGCCAUCUUCGAGCGUCCUGGGGGAUGCUACCCACUCAGUCCAUCAACAACCUCCUCAACAUGACCUUCGACAAUAAGGAGAUCGGACUCAAGUACUCGCUUUACACCCCAAAAUUCCAACAGCAGGACACGUUGGUCCUACUGUUCAAUUACGACGCCACCCACGACGCUGUUGUACGUUUGAUAAACGCGGACGUGUAUUAUCCAGCCAGCACGCAGGUGGGCUCCGCGAACGUGUCGUAUGAAAGUUUGAUGAACGUCAACGGAACCAUCAACGUUCUGGCACUGGCGAACGUUCCGCGCGUUGGAUGUGAAUUCAUCGUACUCACCACUCUACAACGAAACAGAAGAUUCGCCACAGUCUUCUGGCCCCAAAACACGGCAGUGAUUGAUUCAGACUAUACCUACCGCAGCCAGAAGCUGGACUUUGAUUUGAACGGGAUUUUUCACGCUGAGAUUCCACUGAGCACCCGUCACAUCGGUCAUUUGACGUACGGCUACCAGGAACGUUCCCUGGUCACUACCGGUUACUCUGAAAUGACUUACAACGGAGAGAAGAUUCUCCGCGGUCGAUACAACUCUGAAAGCGAGUCCAGGGCCGGUUUCGAAAAAGAUCGUAUACAAAUAAAGAUCGAGAACCCCUACAAACCGAUUGGCAUCCUCUAUAUAAAUCAGUACGAAUACAGCGCCGGAAACGAGGGUACGAAUUAUCCGACCGUGGAGUUCAAGCACGUGAACCUCUAUCGGAUCGAUAACAAAACCGCGUUGAACAUCGCCGGCGAGUCGAGGAUCAGGACGACCCACACGGGUCAGGACAUUCAUCUGAAAGCUAUGAACUUCAACAAAACCGUGCAGCUGCAGGCCGAUUAUCAGGUGUUGCCUGGCGAGUUCGAUCACAACGCCACGUUGACCUUGACGGAGGACGCGUGGAUCUCCUAUCGCGUGAACAUCCUGAACAAAACCACGGAGGAUGUGGACAAUCAGUUCUUGGUGCUGAGCGUGUCCUAUCCGCGAAGGAACUUCACUCUGGACGGAUCCUAUUGGAUCAGCCGCGAGGAGCUGAGCUCCGAAGUGAAGCUCGAUUGGGACCGCGAAACGGAGAAGCCCAGAACCAUCGGGGCGUUGUUCAACUGGGCGAACCUCACAUCCGCGAACACCACCACGCAACAACGAGCCACAUUCAGUCUGAGGCACCCGAGUUUCGAGAAGGUAGUCUUCGUUCAAGGAGAACUGUUUAAAAGGGACAAGAAGGAUUUGAUGAACGUCGUUUUCACCGCCGACUAUUCCACCGACCCCGACAAGCUUCUCGUCCUAUCUGCGUUCGUCAGGGACGAGAGCGACUUGCCUGUGGCCAGAAGAUACGUCUACGAGGUGGCCGGGAAGCAUCCAAACACGAGAUUGAACCUCGACGUUCGGGGAUUCGUUCACACGAACGGGACCAUUAUGUACGAGACUAUGAACAACGGCAGUUACAAGCGAAGCUUCUUGAUCUCCGAAUCCGGGAAGAUAAACAGUCGCCUGGAUCUCGUUCGCAGAGAGGUCCUCUUCGAACGGGACUACAACGAGGCGGUCAAAUACAUUUACGUUCGAUUUUAUCCCUCCGAAAAGCAGUACUUUGUGAACGGUACCGUGAUAAACACUCCGGAUCUGAACGCCACCGGGAAUUUCUUCCUGGAUCCGGACGAAAAACUGACGAGGAUGAUGGUCAAUUACACGCCUGACGCUGUUGAGAGUUUGAGGAUGUACGGGACCAUUCCUGACGCCCGUAAUGCAGUGUUCGAUAUUUGGAGAACCUACGAAGAGGACUUCUCCGUCUCCGACGUGUCCUUUUACUUGAAACUGAAUCACUCCAGACUGGUCACUUCCACCCUACGUUGGAGACCCGACCUCAAGAGCGACAUCAUCAAUGGUAUCAAGCAAGGUGUCUUGAAUUUAUACAACGGCGUGAACGACGACGCAGACUAUUGGAAGCAAUACAUAAAGAGCGAAACGGUGAACGUAAUAUCCGAGGUUUGGGACGACGCUCAGGACGACCUUCGAGACUUCAUCGACGACUGGAACAACCUGAAGGAGCUGCAAACGGACUUGGACGAGCUGAAGAUUUACCUGAACAACUCCUACAACGCGAACGAGUUUUACAUAAAGGACGUGGUCGCCUUUGGGAUGUACGUGAUCGACGAGCUAGCUCUUCGAACUCACAUAGAGUCUCUGCCGAACAUUUUGAACGAGAUAUGGGAGAUCAUGGGAGAGUCGGGUCAGGCGAUCAGGAACUCGUUGCUAUGGGUCAUCGAGGCGAUCAAGAACGCGUUCAACAAAUUCUCGGAGAUCGUGUCGGCCAUUCUGAGGGGCGAGUCGUUCGCGCAGGUAGCGAGCACCAUCGAGAAACUGGCGGAGAAGUACGACAAGUUCAUGAAGGAUCUCCACGUUUCGUUCAUCAAGUACAUCGAGAGUCUUUGGGGGAAGCUCUCGCAGGCGAUAUCCAAGCAAUGGAAUCGAUUCUUGUUGCUGGUCGAGCCGUUGUUCAUUCGCCUUAUACACUAUCUGGAGACCGUGGUCUGGAAGGCCAGCAAGGAGAUCCUCGAUUUUCUCUACGAUCGAGGGAACGAUCUGAUCACUUCGCCUUACUUCGAUCGACUCUCAAACUUCACCCACGACGUUGACAAAUUGUAUCGAGACAUUACUGCAAACGACAUCGUGACCAACAUACAGAAGUACUCCGGAUUGGUGAUGAAGUUCUUGAAGGAGAGGUAUUUCGUUUUCGUGCCUUUUGGUAAGGAACUGAAGGACGUCGUCGACGAGAUCGUCUCCGAGCUGAAGGAAUUGCAGAAACUACCGUCCAUACACUACGCCAUUGAGAAGAUGCAACAGCUGUACGACAGGGUGUACUACUUCUACGAUUACCUUGAAAUAAGAGCGAAAAUCGAUAGCGUCAUCCGGCUGGUCCACUCGAAAUUGGUGGACAUAAGUCAGACGGCUCUUCAAGCUGAAAGCAGAUACAGAGAGGCCAAAACGAAGUUUAUCUUCGAUCCCAACGAAGGUCUGAUGUGCUUGGAACAGAAGCUACCGAUGUCCUGGCACGCUUUCAAUCAAACGCCCGAGUUCCACGAAAUCCCCGAAUUCAGGGCCAUCACCGACAUCAGGUCGUACUUCGUCACCUCGAACUUAACUUUCUGGAGUUUGUAUCGGUACAAGCCGUACAUGGAGCCAUUAAACUGGCUGCCACCUUUCAGAGCGCAAGCGAUGAUCGUCGGAUCGCAGCAUUUCGUAACUUUCGACGGACGACAUCUGAAUUUCGUUGGACCAUGCACGUACCUGUUGGCUCGCGAUUUCGUGCGAAACACGUUCACUAUGCUCAUCAAAUACGACGUGCAACCCGAUCGAGUUACGCACAAGAUCAUCAUCUUGAUCGGGAAGGACGCCAUCGAGCUCGACAUGUUCAACGACAGCAUCAAAAUCGUUUCCGAACACUCGCCGAGCACAACGAGCAACCUGAAACUGCCCAUCGAGCUAGAGAAUGGAACCACGUACGUCUACCAAGCGGAGAACGUUAUAAUUGUGGAGCGCAAGCCGAACCAGCUGCUCCUGGAAUGCAAUUUGAAGUUCGAUCUCUGCACCCUGGAAUUAUCUGGUUGGUACCAGGGCAAGACCGCUGGUAUACUAGGCACGAUGAACAACGAGCCGAUGGACGACACCACCGCGUCGAACGGACUCGUCCUGAAGGACAUUGGGAAGUUUGCCGGUAGCUGGUCGAUAGAAGCCAGCGACGAGUGCUCCAGCGAGGAGAAUUUAGCGUCGACGAUGAAACGAAACGACGACGAGGCCGUUGUACAGUUUUGCAACGACCUCUUCGUGAACAGAAGCUCCGAGUUUCAGUCCUGUUUCGACGUGGUCGACCCACAGAAAUACUCGACGAUGUGUUCCCGUAGCGCGCGUAAACUGGAGGCUUGCACGGUGACGUUGUCCUACAUGCAGGCCUGCAUGUUCCGCGACACUUACCUGAGAAUACCGGACACGUGCACCAGCUGCACUAUGGUGAACGGGAGCCAAGUGGCGGAGGGUCAGUUCAGACGAUUGGAGGGCGACAACGUGCGAAUGUCCACCGACGUGGUCUUCAUCGUCGAGGGGAAAGAAUGUAACCGCGACGUUAAGCAGAAUCGUAGCAUAGAGCAGCUGGUCACUCAGAUGAACAAAGAGUUCAAAGACCGCGGCUUGGUCGACAAUCGAUGGUCUUUGGUGGUCUUCGGGGCGGACGGGGUGUUCGAGCAUCCGAGGAGCGUCGUUUACGACGGACAGAUCUUCACCAAGAACGCGGCGCGAUUCGUCGACUUUUUCGAUCACGUGCCCGUGGGCGACGGCAGCAGGGACAUCUUCGCCGCGAUCGUGUUCGCCACGAAACUCUUCUUCAGGGCUGGCGUCUCCAAGACUUUCGUCUUGAUGCCCUGCUCGCACUGCGAACCGGAAAAUCAAACGCUGGACUAUACGGUGCUGCACGAAGCUUUACUGGAACACGAUAUCACUCUCCACAUACUGAUGGAUGGCGACUUCGAGUUCGAGAAGGAAAGGAUCAACAAAAUGUUCUACGGAUUGGACGCGACCACAUCGUACACGAAGAAGGACACCAGAGCGUUGGUCGGUGACGUGGAUCUGAGGAGGCAAGUGAAGAAGCUUUGGAAGAGCCCGUUAGGCUACUGUACAACCUUGUCCUUGGAAAUCAACGGAACCAUAUUCAGCGGCGACAAAUUGCGUUUCGAUAAAUCGACCUCGAUCAAGAAGUUCAUCAGCGUUUUCUCCAAGAGGGUAGCUUUAACCGCGAUGCCGAAUUCCUGUCAGAAUUGCGAGUGCAUCGCCGACAAUAACGGGGUCACGCGGAUGGAAUGCAUUCCGUGCGUCUAUCCGAUGCCAGUCACGGCAGAUUAUGAUGCGUUUAACUUAAAUGAUUCACUGGCAGCCCUACAGCCACUGAAUGUCGAUUACGGACAAAUCGAUAUCGACGACAGCUAAAGUACCAGAGGAGGUACAGAUAGAUUAUUGAUCGCCGUCACACAUGAUUUUUUUAUUUAUUUAAUAUACUAUGUCGUAAAAUGUUUGCCAACGAACGAACCACUCACCUCUUGGUAACAAGUAUUUAAGACGCAUCAUUACGCAAAUGUCGCAUUGUAACGCAAAAUAUCGUGUACGCCAUAAUUAACAUUUUAGUAAUAUAAGUAACUUUACUGUUUGUAAAAUGGUAUUUGAUUCGGUUUUUAUUUCAAAAUAAUUCCAGAGAAAUGUUAUGUAUACGCACAGAUAAAAAGGAGCCAGUCUUAUUUAUUAAUCAACGACUCUACGUAUCAUCUUUGCUGCCCCGUACAAAUUUUCGAUCAAAAGAUUCGAGUCGAAGGGUUAAAACGAAAAAAAGAAAAAAAAUCUCACUAUAUCAGCUUCUAUCCAAGUAAUGUUAACAAUAUUCGAGCAAAGAAUCAUAAUCCGUCAUUUAUUAAGCACAACUUAUAGUAUAAAUCGCAUAUUUCAAUUUGUUAUACACCUUUUGAUUGGUCCUUUCUGAAAUACUAGUUAUCGUCAAGUAUACAUUGAUACGUUUACAAUUCGAUUGGAUAAUCGUACGUAAACGUAGUGCCAUUCGUUCGAUCGUUACUUGCAUCGCUAACAGUGAAUAAAAUAUCAUAUACUGUAACCAUUUUGAUAUGAUGGGUACAAAAUAACUAAGAAUAUUUAACAUACAUAUAUUUUAAAGGUAGUUAAAAGUUUCUUUUUCUGUUACAUAUUAUGGCAAUACGUAAGCAUGGCAAAUACUUGCAUCAAAACCUUUGGACGCGAGAUUCUUAUUUCUGAACAAAUAAUCUGCCCUCUUUUUAUGAUUCUAAAAUACCAAUAAUUGAUACAAACUGAACCGGAUAUCGUUGCAUUGUAAAUAUUAUACUUAUACGCAACACAAAUAAAGAUAACUGCAAUGUGUCAAUUUGACAGACGAGAGUUUAAAAAGCGUUCGUCUUAGAAAAAAAAAAAAAAGAAAAGAAAAGAAAAACAAAGUUGUCGUUCGUGUACAGGUCGGAGACUUACGCGUGUACAGAAUAACUUGUAAUUGUUGCAUAAAAGGACAACCAUGUAGUCGCAAUCGAUUUAUAAAACCUUUUGCUUAUAUAUUAUCUGUGUAUAAUAAUUCAAAACAUACUAUACAAAUAUAAUACGAAUCGUAAAUGGCAACCGAUUCGCGUACACUCUUCGUAUUUCAGCUUGUUUCUAAACUUUUUGUUUUGCAAACUGAAAGAUGGCGAGCAAAUCUAUCGUAACGAUUACAUUUCAGCUUAUUAAAAAAAAAAAACAGAAAAUGCUGAUGAUAAGAAAAAAGAAGAAUGAUAAAAUCUCUAACAACCAAUCGAUAAUAAAAUUAUAGGUCUUUUUUAGAUCAAAAAAUAAAGUGAUACAAUUUGUCGGGUUUGAAACAACCUAAGAUAGCCAUGAAUCAUGUAAUUAUACUCAUGUAAUCAUGUAAUUAUAUGUAUAAUACACACGAUGGCCGUAAAACAGGAGGUACAACUUAGCACAAAACCAUUUGUGCCAAUGUUAUUUGGCCACUAAUGUA
Molecule: messenger RNA, 14791 nt
Organism: Colletes gigas
Lineage: Eukaryota; Metazoa; Arthropoda; Insecta; Hymenoptera; Colletidae
Gene: Apoltp
Exons: 20
Coding region: 340-13209 (4289 amino acids)
Biological process (GO): lipid transport
Molecular function (GO): lipid carrier activity
Source: RefSeq, a predicted model, not a curated record